Carica papaya (papaya) is the source of this 1488-nucleotide messenger RNA. RefSeq names its product NAD(P)-binding Rossmann-fold superfamily protein. Lineage: Eukaryota; Viridiplantae; Streptophyta; Magnoliopsida; Brassicales; Caricaceae. The record is from RefSeq and is a predicted model, not a curated record. Gene Ontology annotation, cellular component: cytoplasm.
ACAGCUUAACCUUUUUUUAUUGCCUGAUGAAAGUCUUGCUCAACUCUUCAUUUUCCCUGUAAGUUCACGUUGCUGGACUCUCGUCUUCUUCCCCAACCCUGGUCAGGUGUCAGUCAGCACAAACAAAUUAAAUAAAGCUUCAAUUCAAUCUUAGAAAUCCUCUUCAAUGGCAUCCAGUUCGAACGCUACCAACUCUUUAACCUCGAAUACGGACGACAAAAAUCCUAAGGACAACAGGGCGGCAGCCAUAACCAAACCAGCUUCCUCUCCGGUCUUAAUCUCCACCGAUUUGCUACGCUCUGUGCUCACUCAUCACUCCCUGAUUCGCCACAUCCACGAUUCUCUCCCCGCAGUUUCAGCGACUAUCACCACCCCAAUCCGCCAAAGCUACGCCGUUUCGCCCUCCUCCUCUCUCCUCCUCAUGCCCUCUUGGUCUUCCUCCCCUUCAUUUCCUUACAUUGGCGUCAAGCUCGUCACCCACUUCCCGCAAAACUCAACGCUAAACCUACCCGGUGUCCAAGCGAGUUACAAUCUGUUCAGCACGAUUACAGGUCAGGCCCUGGCUUCCAUGGACGGAACCGAACUGACCCUUUAUAGAACCUCUUGUGUAUCAGGCUUGGCUUCGAAGUUUUUAGCUAGAGAAGACAGCAGAGUCCUCGUCAUGAUCGGCGCGGGUAAUCUGGCACCACACCUGAUCAAGGCCCAUCUAGCGGCGAGACCCAGCCUGCGAAGAGUGAUUGUCUGGAACCGAACAAUGCAGAAAGCAGAGGAUUUGGUUGAAUCUCUCCGUAGAAGCGAAGACCAUGGCGGGGUCUGUUUUGAGACCAGUGGAUCGCUGGAUGAAAUUUGUGAACUGGGUGAUAUUAUCAGCUGCGCCACCAACGCUCAGGCUCCAUUAGUGAAAGGAAGGAGACUUAAGGCAGGGGCGCAUUUGGAUUUGGUUGGAUCAUUCACGCAUACGAUGAGGGAGUGUGAUGACGAGGCGAUUAGGAGGGGGAGAGUUUUCAUUGACAAUGAGGCGGCAUUGGUGGAGGCCGGGGAGCUGGUGGGUGCGUUUGAGAGAGGAGUGAUUGAGCAGGGAGAUGUUUGUGGUAACUUGGUGGAGUUGAUUAAAGGAGAGAGAGAAGGAAGGAGGAAUGCUGAGGAGGUUACAGUGUUUAAAUCCGUUGGUUCUGCUGUUGUAGAUCUUCUUGCAGCCCAACUAGUGUACGAAGCAUUGAGAUUGCCAUGAGUCACAAUGAAAUUAGAGGUAACAACAUGGGAUUCUUCAUAGGCAAAUUUGCUCUAAAUUUCUAAAGAUGUUUUCUAUUUAAUGUCUAAGUUUACAGGUAGUUUAGUACCUAAAUUCUCAGUAAUUUUUUACCUAUAUAUUUAAUCGCAGAAUAAACCUUGCGAUUUUAUGUUAAACAAUUUCUUAACUGAGAACUUUGUUCAAAUCUUUACUUUGAAGUGCAUCCUCAUAGUCUAAACUGAUACCAUUCUAUCAAA